Messenger RNA from Saccostrea cuccullata (small rock oyster), 1994 nucleotides. RefSeq lists its product as uncharacterized. The transcript is spliced from 15 exons. Lineage: Eukaryota; Metazoa; Mollusca; Bivalvia; Ostreida; Ostreidae. The coding region runs from base 102 to 1967 and encodes 621 amino acids. The record is from RefSeq and is a predicted model, not a curated record.
UAUCAUCCCAGGGUACAGUGUGUUGGACUCUCGCGAUAUCUCAUUAUAGGUGUCCUAGGAGGGGCGGACAUUACUAAUUUAUUAUAUAAGAUUAAUUAAAUAUGUUUCGAAUAUUUAUACAUUUGGUAUCCAUAACAACAGUUUUGUCUGUCCACGGAAAGGAUAACUCAGUAUGUAGCGGGGAUCCCAUAUCUACAGUUGCCAAUAGACCUCGCCCUAAUGUUACAAACACCUUCUCGGCGCACAUUCAGUGUAAUAUAAUGAACAAAAAUGAGACGACGGACAUCCACGAGUGGUUUGACGACAGUCAGAACGCGGGGAGGGUCCGGCAGCUGGCCUCAGGGGUAGAACUGGACGCCUGGUACAGCUACACCACUAACGAGUUCAUCGCGUACGUACCAGGAGGCGGUUGUGUGGUACAACAACUCAGUACAUCUAACCAGCGCUUCCUUCUGGGUUACACCACGAGUAAUGGCGGGAAGAUCUUCUCGGCGGCCCAGUCCCUCCACAUGUCGGGUCAGGGGAUUAACGAGAUCUACAUGGGGCUGAGCAGUGUAAGGGGGAUAGCGGUGGACGUGUGGCAGAGCUGUCAAUACUGGCAGAACAUGGACGCCACCAUGAAGGUGUUCUGGUACUUUUCUGCGGCCAAUCCAGAAUGGGACACGGCGGUGGGCGUGACCGUCCCUAUAGCAGCACGUGUCACGGGCGUUAUCUACGACCCGGGCGCCACAACCGGUAGAAAGUUUGACCACUGGUAUGAAAUGUUCCAUUACCGACAGACUGUGUCAGAUCCUAAAAUUUUCGAGACUCCCGCCGGGGUUCAAUGCCCAGGACGUAAGAAUACUAAGGCCCUACCCACAAUGCCUCCAGCCUUCAGUUUUAUGUCGGAAUACGUCGACAAGACUAGGAAAAUUGUGUCUUUUAUGAAGGAGUACUAUUCUUUUACUGAGAAGAUGGUGAUGUACUUUUCCCGUCCACUUCCUUCAGACAUGAGUCCUUAUGGCGUAAGCGAUCUGAGAGAAAUCCAUGACUUUAACACGGGUGUGGCUUACAUCAUUGACACGAUGUACGGUAACUGUACUGUUCAGCCUAUAAAACAGACGUUCGACACACGCUUUGUCGACAAAAACCACCUCAGAAUCAGGAAUGCUAAGGAAUUCUUCUACUUUGAUGUCAUCCAGUACACGUAUGAGGGCGUGAAAACGGUCCGUAACAUUGAUUGUGACAGCUGGGUCGGGGUGAGGGCAAACUGGCCGUCCCCCGGGGUCAACUCUACGUGGCAGUGGUACUUCGCUUCUAACCAGUGGGCCGAGGUUAAUACAGGGGCUGCACAGGGCGGUACUCCGGUACAACUGGUUAUCGACGCCCCCUCGGUGGCCUAUCACAACGAGUAUAACAUCUUUAACUUUGAUGUACACACACCGGACAUUCUGAAGUUUGACAUUAGUCAGUGCUACGUUAACAGAAACAGAAGGAAAUUCCAGCUCACUUUUUCAGGAGAUUACAAGUCAGCCGUUGAUGGGAACCUUGAAACCUUCAAGUAUAACAUCCUCAAAAGUCUCGUCUCCACCCUCAGUGUAUCAGCCAUUAGGAUAGCCAACUUAAAUGUAUAUUACUCCCCCACAGACAUAAUCGUGUCGUUUGAGAUCCUGGACGUGGCGCCAGUUGUUGGAGACGUACAGAGUGUAAUCAAAGAGACACCACUAAGUGUUGCUGCCAACACGCUACAGACCAAAGUCCAAAACUCACAGUUCGCCAUCGCUCUAGACAAAACAGCCUUCCCAAAUAUACCUGCCAUGGUACCCAUCAAAGAGUCUUUCACAGAAACAACGUAUCUAAAUAACAAGGGACAAAAGGCGACAGCUAAAACGGGAUACAGUCCAGGUGCCAUGGCUGCUGUAGGCGUCACAUUACCGAUAGUGGGUGGAGCCUUAGGAGGGGUGUUUGCUUAUUUCUUCUUCAAAUAAACAUUUUUAAAAAUCCUAAAGCAAGGU